UGUUGUCUUGAAACCUGAUCAUAUUCUCUUUCGCGUGUGCUCUUAGAUUCUCUGAGAGUUAGCUCUCUUACAAAUGCAAGUGAAGUCUCAACUUAGGCAGCUAGCAAAGUUAGAGUCAAUCUUGUGAACGUCCAUUUGCAAUAUUUAAACUGAUCGUCUAUCGAGUGACGAUAUGGUUGAAGGAGGGUGUGUCAUCAUACAUGAAAUCUAUGAUUCUGAGGAUGCACGUGAACAGUUUGAGGCAGAUUUGGAGAGAGCCCUGGAAUCACAGUGUGGCAUGAUUGUUAUUGAACCAACAAUGAUUGGCGAAGAAACAGCUCGCUGGAUCCAAGUUGGGAAUUGUUUACACAAAACAGCUGUUAUUUGUGGACUUGGUUGUUUCAUUAGUCCUUGGGUGCUUCCCAGAAUUGUCAAAGAGCCCACCUGUUAUGUAUUUGGUGGAGUAAGUGUUUUCUGUGCUGCACUGUAUGGUGUAUCAUGGCAGUUCGAUCCUUGCUGCCAGUAUCAAGUUGAAUAUGACACUAGAAAGUUGGCAAAGCUACCUCUUAGUAGCCUAACAUCAUCAUCUCCUAUUGUACUGGUAAGAAAAGAUGACAAGUACCGCAAAAGACUUCACAAUGUGGUGGCAGGUUGUGCCUUGGUUUACUGUGGCUGGAAGCUUUAUAACUGGUAUUGUGGUUAAUACAGUGUGGUACUUUUAUGGUGAUAGUAUUCAUAUGGUGUAAAGUGUUUUAGAAAAGAUCAUGAUGAGGUAUUAAAUGUUCAGGGUUGGAGUCAGUUUUGAAGAGGUCAAUAUUGACCAUGUGACCUCAUGGGGCAGUGGGUAAUUGACAUUUAUUUAUGAUGGUGUUCAAACAAUGUAUAAAUUGUGACAUUGCCAUGCCAACAUCAUUCAAAGAGUGAAGAUCACACUGUAUGCAUAUCACCUUUAAGUACCAGACACUGGUCUUUUUUUUUUUUUUUGGAGCAGGUCUCAAAGUAGAGAAAAAUGUGAUUCAUGCCCCUAUCAAGGCAGAAAUUUUCUGGGUGUAUUACACAGUGAUUAUAAUUUAUUUGUGUUAAGCACAGUUUUGAAGAUGCGAGAUUACAACAAGACUGUUACCUCUUGACCCUUUCAACUCCCAAAAGUGAUCAAGACAGAAUUUCUCCUUAUAAUUUCAAUAAAAUACCAAUCAGCCAAGGGACAAGAAGAAAGGAAAAUAUCAAUUAGGGGAUUACAAGUCAAUCCAACACCACAUUUUCCGAACUAACAUCUUAAGAACCAUCUAGCAGACAGUAAGAAGAAUUUCUCUUGAGAUCUUGUAAGUGAAAGGAUUACUGGAACCCAGAUGCAUCAAGGCUUCCUUUUCUCUGUGCAUGGAUUGUUGAAAACAUGUUGGGUGCCUGGUACAUUAAUUUUUAUAAUAGGCCCCAUGCAUGCACACUGUAUGUGUCACAAUACCAAAUUGAACUACCAAGCCUUGCUCAAGGUGCAGACUGCUUGGCAAAUUUUUAUCACAGAUAAUUUCCAAAACACUCAAAUCAAAAGAAAAAUCAAUGAAAACAACAAGAAAGGGGCAGAGAUUCAUGAAAAUUGUGGUGUAAAAAAUGCGUGGGGAGACCUUUUAAUGAACAAUAUCAUUGUGCAUAAAUGCCAUGAAAAUCAUUCAGACCUCCAGUGAUAGGGGUUGUAUGGCAGGCUAAAGGAUAUAUCAAUCUCAAUGAACAAUUUAUUAUAAAAAGAAACCAAAAAAUAAGAUGUAAUGAGGUGGGUUACUUUCAAAAAUAUCUUUUAGUCGUCCUUGAAAUCUGUUUGCAUUGUGGUUUAUUUCUUUUUACCAGUUCAAAUAAAGUUGAAUUUACAUUUUAA
Molecule: messenger RNA, 1849 nt
Organism: Stylophora pistillata
Lineage: Eukaryota; Metazoa; Cnidaria; Anthozoa; Scleractinia; Pocilloporidae
Product: transmembrane protein 11, mitochondrial
Biological process (GO): inner mitochondrial membrane organization
Cellular component (GO): mitochondrial inner membrane
Source: RefSeq, a predicted model, not a curated record